AUGAUGGUGGGUGCGCGGUGCUUGCGGCGGGUGGCGUACUGCCUGCUGUGUGCUGCGCUGUGCCUGGUGGGCUUGGCUGUGUUGCUGGCCGUGCUCUCUCCCUACGACACGGAGGUGGUGGUUGAUGUGCUGCUGGGUCGCGACCUUCGGGAAGGCAAAGGCGUGCUGCGGCAGGUGGAGAAGCGCAGGCGCGCAGAGGAAUCGCUGCGAGAGCUUCACGAGCGACGAGAUCGGCAGCAGCGGGAGAUAGCCAGUGUUCUCUCCGCCAGGGCGCUGCCGCGCUGCUCAAGUGUGCUCCAGCAAGACACAGGCCUUCUCCAUAUCACAGGCAACGCCUCUCUCGUUGACAAGGCUCUCGUUUCCCAGCUCACCCAACAGCCCCACGAGUACUGUCUGUAUCAGUGCGGACCAAGGAGAUGCUGCAGUGAUGCGUAUCGUCGACUCCCUUCCCCAGCCGCAGCUGCGCCCUCCUGGCUCGAGGUUGCUGUAGAUGCGAUUGACGGGGCAGCCCUAUCUGAGCUGGACGUCACGCUGGUGACACAGGGCACUCUCGAUCGAGUGCAUGUGGUUGAGAUGCUGUGCAGGGCCUGGCGCGGGCCCAAGGUGGUUGUCUUUGCCGUGCGUGAGGCGGGAACAGAGCACCCACAGCUACGCACACUGCAAUCAACGUGUCACAACGCAAAGAUUGUGGCUGUGCCCAUAACAGAGAGCAGCGACUUCUACACGUCACGCUUUCGCGCAAGCGAUCCAGCAGCACCCCCGGUGAUCCCGAUCAACACGCUUCGAAACCUCGCUGUCGACCUUGCUCCUACCAACUUUAUCUUCACAUGCGACAUGGACUUCCUGCCGAGCGCAUCUCUGUACGAUAGCCUGGUCACGAGGUAUUUGCCGUUACUGGCUGCCAUUGAUCGUCCAGCGCUUGUUGUGCCGCACUGGGAGCUGCUGCGUUGUGGUGGCAGCGCACCACCACCGGUCCCGACAACGUUUCAGCAGCUGGACAAGAUGGCGAUGGCUGGUCUUGCACGCCCCUUCCACUGCGACCCAAAACUCAUCGUCCCGGCUGCCACUGAGCUGGCCACCCCAUCCUCAUCGUGCAUGGAAGGGCGCGCCGUGUGGUGGCGUGGUAUCGAAACCACGCAGUACUACCGCUGGCUCAGGGAGUCACGCGCGCACAUCCAGGGGUUUUAUCGCAUCGCCACAGGCGGGCCGAUGAAGGACAUCUUCUAUGAACCAUUUGUGGUCGUGAAGCGGAAGGACGGGGUCUCUGGCGCAAACCUACCGCGUUAUCCAGAACACUACGUUGGGCGCUACAAGAACAAGAUUUCGUUCAUCACCCGCUUGCGUGCCCACCGGUUUCAGUUCUUCACCCUGCGUGGCGAGUUCCUGGUGCACUUCCCCCACGACACAUCCAAGCGAUCAAAGCCGUACAUGCAGGAGCACCUGCAGGCCAUGCGUGCGCUGGACGAACUGGACAGGAGCGACCUGAACGACGAGGUGUGGACAGUGGGUCCUCAGCCUCCACUGCAGCCGUCCCCACCGGAUGACGGCGUUCAUUGCAUCGAUGAUUGACGCAUGAUCAGGCUGACAUGACAGGCUAUGUAGUUUCUUGUUUAACUUUCGUGGGCGCAUCACGUUAUUGGCCAACAGAUCCGUCGCAGCACGAACAAUAAACAAUCCAAC
Messenger RNA from Salpingoeca rosetta, 1680 nucleotides. RefSeq lists its product as uncharacterized. Gene Ontology annotation, biological process: protein O-linked glycosylation via mannose. Lineage: Eukaryota; Choanoflagellata; Craspedida; Salpingoecidae. Gene Ontology annotation, molecular function: glucuronosyltransferase activity; xylosyltransferase activity. The coding region runs from base 1 to 1569 and encodes 522 amino acids. The transcript is spliced from 7 exons. The record is from RefSeq and is a predicted model, not a curated record.